Molecule: messenger RNA, 2838 nt
Organism: Chroicocephalus ridibundus (black-headed gull)
Lineage: Eukaryota; Metazoa; Chordata; Aves; Charadriiformes; Laridae
Product: protocadherin gamma-A12-like
Exons: 1
Coding region: 199-2838 (879 amino acids)
Biological process (GO): homophilic cell-cell adhesion
Cellular component (GO): plasma membrane
Molecular function (GO): calcium ion binding
Source: RefSeq, a predicted model, not a curated record
UGGCUCUCUGGGCGGGCGGACUGUGAGCGUCCGUGCGGUGCGGAGCCGUGGUGCAGCGAGGUGGAGAGGCCGGCGGCAGCGGCCGGGAGCGGCGAACCUGUGCCGGAGCUGGAGAGGGAGCUGUAUCGUGCGUCAGAUCGUCGUGCGGCAACGGUGAGGUGCCGUCCCUAUUGAGGUGCCGGCAGUGCCGCCUCGGAGAUGUUUGCGGCGGGGUGGCUCUGGGUCCGUCAGGAUCGAGCCCUGCUGUGGUGUGUCCUGGUGGCGGCGUGGAAGGAGGCGUGGGGUCAGCUGCGCUACUCGGUUCCCGAGGAGAUGCCGAAGGGCUCGUUCGUGGGCGACGUGGCCAAGGACCUGGCGCUGGAGCUGCCGGCGCUUCGCGCCGGCGGUGUUCGCGUUAUGCUGGAAGGCAAGGGACAAUAUUUUGCUCUGGACAUAAAGACUGGCCAUUUGUAUGUAAACGAACGGAUAGAUCGGGAACAACUCUGUGGACGAAAAGCAGACUGCGUAAUAAAGUCAGAAAUUCUUCUGAAGGGGCAGAUGAAAAUAUAUAAGGUGGCUAUUCACGUUACUGAUGUUAAUGAUAACACUCCCCUCUUUCAACUCAGUGAAUUCGUCCUGAGAGUGAAUGAAAACGCAGUUAAAGGUUCGCGGUACCUCCUGCCCAAAGCCCAAGACGCCGAUAUAGAGCAGAACACUGUACAGACGUACGAACUUAGCGAUAACAAGCAUUUCUCCCUGGAAGUGCAAACGGGACCAGACGGCUCGAAAUUCGCCGAGCUGGUGCUGGCGAAAGCGCUGGACCGGGAGGAGGCGGCCUUUCACGAGCUGGUGCUGAGGGCGAGCGACGGCGGCGAGCCGUCGCGGACGGGCACGGUGCGGAUCCGCGUGGCGGUGCUGGACGCCAACGACAACGCUCCCGUGUUCAGCCAGGCGCAGUACACGGUGCGUGUGGCGGAGGACGUGCCCGUGGGUUAUCACCUGCUUACCGUGAACGCUACGGACGCGGACGACGGAACUAAUUCAGACAUAACAUAUUCCGUCAGAGAAAGUACAGACAAAGCAUCUUCUAUUUUCCACCUCGAGCCUAAAACAGGGGAACUUACAAUUCAGUGCGAACUGGAUUAUGAGGACGAUGAAAGUUAUGAGUUAGAAAUAGAAGCCCGGGAUGGCGCUGGACUCUCGACUCGGGGAAAAAUAUUGGUGCACAUUGAUGACACAAACGACAACGUUCCCGAGAUUACAGUGUCAAGCAGCAUAACAGACAUUGCUGAAGACGCUCCGUCUGGAACAGUUGUCGCUCUUCUGAGAGUCAAGGACCGGGACUCGGGCGACAAUGGGGAGGUGAGGGUUUCCCUACAGGGCAGUCUGCCUUUCCGUCUGGAGAAGACUUUUGAGGACUACUACCGCGUGGUGACUGCCGAGGUGCUGGACCGUGAGGCGGUGUCGGAGUACAACGUGACGGUGCGGGCGUCGGACGGCGGUUCGCCGCCGCUGUGGAGCAGCGCGGUGCUGUCGCUGCGGGUGCUGGACGUGAACGACAACGCGCCGGUGUUCGCGGAGGCGCGGUACAGCGCGCGGGUGGCCGAGAACAACGCGGCGGGCGCGCUGGUGCUGACGGUGCGGGCGGCGGACGCGGACUGGGGUCAGAACGCGCGCGUGCGGUACCGGCUGUGGGAGGGGCGCGUGCGGGGCGCGCCGCUGUCGUCGUACGUGUCGGUGCACGCGGAGACGGGCGCGCUGUACGCGCUGCGCUCCUUCGACUACGAGGAGGUGCGCGAGGUGGGGCUGUGGGUGCGGGCGGAGGACGGCGGCGCGCCGUCGCUGAGCAGCAACGUGUCGGUGCGCCUGGUGAUCGUGGACGAGAACGACAACGCGCCGCAGGUGCUGUACCCGCCGCCGGCGUCGGGCGCGGGCUGGGCGGGCGUGGAGCUGGCGCCGCGGUCGGCGGAGCCCGGGGCGCUGGUGGCCAAGGUGGUGGCGGUGGACGCGGACGCGGGGCAGAACGCGUGGCUGUCGUACGAGCUGGCGAAGGCGACGGAGCCGGCGCUGUUCCGCGUGGGGCUGCACAGCGGCGAGGUGCGCACGGCGCGGGUGCCGCUGUCCCGCGACGCGGCGCGGCAGAGCCUGGUGGUGGUGGUGAAGGACCACGGGCGUCCGGCGCUGUCGGCCACGGCCACGCUGACGGUGGUGCUGGCCGAGAGCGUGGGCGAGCUGCUGUCGGAGCUGGGCAGCGCGGCGGCGGCGGCGGCGGCGGGCGAGCCGUCCGUCAGCCUGACGCGCUGGCUGGUGCUGGCCGUGGCGGCCGUGUCCUGCCUCUUCCUCGCCUUCCUGCUGCUGCUGCUGGCGCUGCGCCUGCGGCGCUGGCGCCGCUCGCAGCUGCUGGCGGCGGGCAGCGGCGCCUUGCGCGGCGUCCCGGCCUCGCACUUCGUGGGCAUCGACGGCGUCCGCGCCUUCCUGCACUCCUACUCGCACGAGGUGUCGCUCACCGCCGACUCGCGCAAGAGCCAGCUCCGCUUCUCGGGCGGCAGCUGCUGCGACACCCUCCCGGCGCGCCCGCCGCCCGACGAGCCCGCGCCGCUGCUCGCCGAGGACGCCGACGGCGCCCGCCGCGCCGACCCCGACGCUCCCCCGGUGAGUUCCUCCCACCACGCUUGCUCUGCCACGCCUCCCUCUCCCGCUUCUCUGCUCUUUCCCAGCCGUGUUCUCUGUCCUGUCUGUAGGAUGAGGUUUAUUUACAAGGAAGGCAAAGCUUCGUUGAUCAUCUCGCUGUGUGGUGGUGCCUCUUUCUCUGGGGAGGUGAACGUGGUCUCAUUGCUUAGCGUUAGAGUAGUUGUGUGA